ACGCAGGAAGGUAUGACUAUUUCCUUUGAAUUCCCGCAUUUUUGUAUCAUUAUUUUGUAGAAAGUGUCAAUGUCGCGUGGAAUGCUGAAGAAAUCUGAACGUUUUGUCUGGUUAAAGUAAAAUAAGCAUUUAAUUGGCCACUUUAUUCCGUAAUUGAAUGGUACGUCCGUGUUGCCGAUACCUGAAAAGGAAUCGACGUGUCAUACCUACUACUCGUGCUACGAAAUGUAUUAUGUGACAUUUAAUAAUUUUAACUUUUUUGGGAAUUGAGUAAUCUCUUGUUAAUUGCAUGAAUAUUCUGUUUUUAUAAAUUGCGAGUUGUUGGGAGAUUUUAUGGUAGUCAGUUGAACUUAACCUAAAAAAUUUAAGGGGUCGCAAUUACCGGGUUUCUAGGAAGUAAAGGGUAUUCAUGGGACAUUAAAUAGUAUAUAAGGGCAGAGAGCAUGGCUUCAGGUGACGUACAAGGAUCUUUAAAAGAGGCUUUGUAUGAGACUUUAAAUGGAAUACUCUCGGCACAUGGUGACACUCGCCAAGCUGCAGAGCAGAGAGUACAGGCAUUGGAAGUUACAGAAGAAUUUGGAAUUCAUCUAACCGAGUUUGUCGUUGAUCCAAAUGGUCAAUUACCUAUCAGACAGCUGGCUUCUGUCUUACUGAAACAAUAUGUACAGACACAUUGGACUCACCUAUCGGAAAAGUUUCGACCUCCAGAAUUGAAGCUCGGUACAAAAGAGAAAAUCAAAGAGUUAUUACCUCUUGGACUUCGGGAAUCAAUUAGUAAAGUAAGAACUGCAGUGGCUUAUGCGAUAUCAGCAAUAGCGCAUUGGGAUUGGCCAGAAAAUUGGCCAGGUCUCUUCGAUAUACUGGUCAGUUGCUUAAGUGGUGACAGUGAAUUUGCAGUUCAUGGUGCUAUGAGAGUUUUGACAGAGUUCACACGGGAUUUGUCAGACACUCAGCUUCCUAAUGUCGGUCCUGUCAUUCUUCAAGAAAUGUAUCGUAUAUUCCAAAGUGAACAUCAAUAUUCAAUAAGAACUCGAGGACGAGCAGUUGAAAUUUUCACUACUAUCUCAAGUUUAGUUGCUGCAACGGAUGUGUACCAAAAGGGUUUUACCCAGCAGUACUUGCAACCCGUUAUUCCAAUGUUUUGUGAAAAAUUUGUCCAGUGCCUGCGAGUGCCUAAUGGUCCAACAAGUGAUAGCGGUCUUAAAACUGACAUUAUCAAAGCUAUAACUUGUUUGAUCUCCAAACUGCCUAAGUAUGUGACAAACUUUUUACAACAAAUGCUACCACCCAUUUGGGAAACAUUAAUGCAAAGCGCUAAAGUUUAUCAAGAGCAAACGGUAAAUGGUGACGAAGAAGAAGAUGAUAAGGAAGUAGAUUCUGAUGGUGAAAUAAUAAAUUUCAACAAUUUGAUCAUUGCCAUAUUCGAGUUUAUUCACACAUUGCUGGAUUACAAGAGGUUUACAAACAUUUUGGAUAGUUUGUUACAAGAAAUAAUGUAUUACCUGAUCAUAUUCAUGCAAAUCACAGAUGAACAAAUUGAGCUUUGGACGAACAAUCCUAGUCAAUUCGUUGAGGAAGAUGAACAAUAUGUAUCUGCAUAUAAUGUUCGCAUUUCUGCUCAGGAACUCUUACUUGCUCUAGUGAAUCGACCAGAUGGCAUAGCAGUUAACACAUUGUGCGAAGUUAUAAGAAGACACGUUGAAGAGGCAAAUCAUUUACAAGUACCAGGAAAUGGAAGUGGAAGCAAUAACAAAUGGAAACUUUACGAAUCGUCAAUUCUGGCAUUAAGUAUUUGCAAGGAUGCUGUUAUUGAAAAACUUCAAGAAGGAAUACUUCAAUUUGAUCUUGUGAGCUUCCUGGAUAACGUGGUCCUUGCUAGUCUCAAUGAUUCAGGAGCUCAUCCAUUGCUCUUAGGACGUUGUUUGUGCCUCGGUGGAAGAUAUACAAAGCAAAUGCCACCAGAGAUGAGUUCGCGUUUUUUAGAAGCGACAGUAAAUGGCUUGCAGCAGAACCAACCAGCCUGUAUUCGCAUUAGUUCUGUCAAAGCUUUGUAUUGGUUCUGUGAGGCCACUGAGUCUGAAGAUAACACCAUCAAAAAGAUAUUGUGCUCUCACUUACCAAGUACAUUUCAGGGACUUUUUGAUUUGGCUAGUCAAUCCAAUACUGAGGUUCUCUCUCUUGCGAUGGAGACGUUUUCGGUCCUGGUUUCGUUGGAUAAAGGAUUUACUGCCUCUGUGGAGAACAAAAUUUGCCCAUUGACGAUAGCAGUGCUUCUGAAGUUUCACAGUGACCCGGUUAUCUUUUAUAUAUGUAAAAAUAUUUUCAAGGAAUUAACAGAAAAUCCAGAAUGUAUUGGUCCACUGCAAACCAGAUUGAUCCCAACACUCGUUAGUAUGAUGGCUGUAGAUAAACCAAAAGAUGAGGGUUGUCGUGGAGUGGCUCUCGAUGUCCUUCAAGUACUUGUGCAGUACUCACCACAGCCACUGAGUAACGCACUUAUCGACACAGCUUUUCCUGCAGCUUGUCACUGCGUACUCAAUUCCGAGGAUAAUGGAACAUUACAGAAUGGUGGUGAAUUAAUUAGAACAUAUCUCUCUGUUGCAUCUGGCCAAGUCAUCGAACAUAGGGACAACGAAGGCCGUACUGGAAUGCAAUACAUACUUCAAAUAGUGGCUCAACUUCUCAAUCCACAGUCAAGCGAAUUCACAGCCUGUUUUGUGGGUCGGUUAGUGACGACGUUAAUUAGAAAAGCUGGCAGCUCUUUGGGCGAGAAUCUGGAUCUUUUGCUGAAGGCUGUGCUUAGCAAGAUGCAAGGUGCAGGGACUCUCACGGUGAUGCAGAGUCUGUUGAUGGUUUAUGCACAUCUGGUCAAUACUGAAUUUGACGCGGUACUCAAUUUUCUGUCAACCGUACCCGGUCCUACGGGACAAAGUGCCUUGGCUUUCGUCCUCUAUGAAUGGGUCAGCAGACAACACUUAUUUUUCGGAAACUACGAUCGCAAAGUAGCUACGGUAGCUCUUUGUAAAAUCCUAGAACAUGGCGUUACCCACGACGAUUCGAGGAUAAAAGAGAUCACUGUUAAAGGAGAUCAAAUAUUUACAGAACACGAGGACGGUGUGAGGACCCGAAGUAAAUCCCAAACGCAGCCUUAUCAGUGGACCGAAAUACCUGUACUCGUCAAGAUUUUCAAGCUGCUUCUUAAUGAGUUAUCAAACGACCUGGAAAUUAUGAAUGCCGGUCAAGACGAUGAAGACUCUGACGAGGACGAAGACGCAGACGACCAAAACGUACUUGAUCCAGGAAAUGAGACAAAUAUGUUACAUCUCGAAGGUCUUGAAGAAGAAAGCGAAGAAGACGAGGAUCCAGAAAUAUUACAGGACUCGAUCUAUCAUCUAAACUUGAGCCAAUAUUUGCGAGACUUCCUUCUAAACUUUUCCAGUCAUCACUGCUUUCCAGCAUUCGUUGAUCAUUUGAAUAUUUCCGAACGCAAACUUUUGACUACUCUGAUUCCAAUGUAAUUGAAUGCAUCAGCCUUUUUAUUUGUAAGUUUCGUAAUAAAGCAGCCUGCU
Messenger RNA from Orussus abietinus, 3569 nucleotides. RefSeq names its product importin-9 (gene Ipo9). Bases 444 to 3518 code for a protein of 1024 amino acids. Gene Ontology annotation, cellular component: nuclear envelope; cytosol. Gene Ontology annotation, biological process: protein import into nucleus. The record is from RefSeq and is a predicted model, not a curated record. Lineage: Eukaryota; Metazoa; Arthropoda; Insecta; Hymenoptera; Orussidae. The transcript is spliced from 13 exons. Gene Ontology annotation, molecular function: small GTPase binding.